UCGGGGGGCGGGCCAGUAAUAUACCAAACCCAGGCCGCGAAACAAACCAUCGCCUCCCUCCCUCUCCCUCGCACUCGCAGUAGCGUUGCCUUCUCUCUCGCGACCGGUUCGCCAGCCAAGCCAGCCUGCUCCUCCGUCCGCCUCCUCUCCAGCCGCAGCGACAUGACCGGCGCUCCGUCGCCGCCGUCGGGGCGACCGGUGCAGGAGGAUGGGGAUGGGGAUCGGCAGCGGAGUUCGCAGCGCCCCUUCGGCGCUGUCCUGAUCACGGUCCCGGACGGCCCGGGCUCGGCCUUGCCUGCUUCAUCCGGGAACGGCCUGCGGGCCGCGCUCUUGGACCACGCCGGCGCCGUCGGCUCAGACGAGGAGCGGCCACGGCCGCGGGGGCAGUCGUUCACGCUGUGGCGCGCGACGGUGGCGGUGCUGGCGCUCGCGGCGCUGGCCGCGGCGGGGUACGUCUGCCUGUACACGGACGGGGACGCCGCCGGCGCGGCGUGGCGGCUCCUGGGGGCGAGCGAGGAGGAGGAGGAGGGAGAGGACCGGGGAGGACGCAAGUCCUUCCUGCUGCCGCUGUACCCGAAGCCGCACCGCGGCGGCGGGGAGGCCAGGAAGCGGGCCAGCGGCGGCGCGGCGGAGAAUCUGACGGCCGCGGCGUUCCCGUCCACCGGCAAUGUGUUCUCGACCGGGCUAUACUACACGACUGUGUCAAUUGGCAAUCCUCCAAGGGGUUAUUUUGUUGAUGUUGAUACUGGCAGCGACAUAACAUGGAUCCAGUGCGACACGCCAUCCAGAAGCUGUGCAAAGGGAGCUCAUUCUCCAUAUAGGCCCGCACAAGCCAACAUAGUUCCUGCCAGUGAUCCACUUUGUGAACGAGUUCAACGCGACCCAAAUCAGUGCAACUACGAUAUCAACUAUGCUGACAGAAGCUCCUCUAUGGGCGUUUAUGUGAGGGAUAAUAUGCAACUCAUCAGUGAAGACGGUGAAAGGGAAAAUCUAGACAUCGUGUUUGGGUGUGGAUAUGAUCAGAGAGGAAACAUUUUGGACACACUAGAAAAUACUGAUGGAGUGCUAGGCCUGGGCAGCCGGGAAAUAAGCCUUCCUACACAGCUAGCCAGCCGAGGGAUUAUUUCCAAUGUUUUCGGUCACUGUAUGACGACAGAUCCCAGUAGUGGUGGUUAUUUGUUUCUUGGUGAUGAUUACAUUCCUAGAUGGGGAAUGACAUGGGUUCCUGUCCGAAAUGGUCCAGCAGAUAAUGUACGCAGAGCCCAACUCCAGCAAGUAAACCACGGGGAUCAGCAGCUCAAUGUGCAGGGGAAGUUGACUCAAGUGAUCUUUGACAGUGGGUCCACACAUACAUAUUUCCCACACGAAGUGUAUUUAAACCUGAUUGCUGCGCUGAAUGGUGCAUCUCCGAGAUUUGUACACGAUGACUCAGAUAAAACGCUGCCUUUCUGUAUGAAAGCUGAUUUUUCAGUGAGGUCUGUGGAUGAUGUGAAACAUUUUUUCAAGCCCUUGAGUCUGCAAUUCAAGAAACAAUUUUUCUUCUCCAGAACUUUCAACAUUCGUCCUGAAGAUUACUUGAUCGUCAGUGAUAAGGGCAAUGUCUGCCUGGGGGUGCUCGAUGGGACAGCGAUCGGUUAUGAUUCAGUUAUAAUAGUUGGAGAUGUUUCUCUUCGUGGAAAGUUGAUUGCCUAUGACAAUGAUGAGAAUCAGCUAGGAUGGAUUGAUUCAGACUGCACCGACCCAAGCGAACAAAGCAGAAUUCCUUUCUUCCUGAGGAAAGUAUUGCACAACCAACUUUUGUAAACAUUACACACAUACUACCUGAGAUCGUCUGACCGCGCCUGUUCUUAUGGACGUGCAAUUCUGCGUCCAAAUUCUGAUGUAAUCGUGUGAAGGAAUGUAAUUACUAGAUAGGGAAAAUGAUUAUGAGAUAGGGAGAAAGAGAAAGGAAAGGUAGAUAAAGCAUAGCUAGCAUCAUGUACUUCAUAUUUUUGCUCGGUCUGUAUAUAGUCGAAAGAAGCAGAAGCCUGUAUUCUAUGUAUGUUGUAAGGUAUAUCUCACUCACGUUGUGUAAGACUAAAGUGGUGAAGCAUAUCAAGGAAUAAUCGACAGCAGUUUAGACA
This is a messenger RNA of Setaria italica (foxtail millet), 2123 nucleotides long. Its product is annotated as aspartyl protease APCB1. Bases 163 to 1803 code for a protein of 546 amino acids. Gene Ontology annotation, molecular function: aspartic-type endopeptidase activity. Gene Ontology annotation, biological process: proteolysis. Lineage: Eukaryota; Viridiplantae; Streptophyta; Magnoliopsida; Poales; Poaceae. The transcript is spliced from 9 exons. The record is from RefSeq and is a predicted model, not a curated record.